AAUUUAAGAGAAAGAGAGUAACUGUAUGAGGAAGACUAGUCUAAAAUGUUCUACCCUUCCCACUAAACACCUUCACCUGUUACAAACCUCCCAAUAACCAGCUACUGUAUUUAGAAUACUAGCUACCAUCCCGUGGUUUUAACCUAAAAAGUGCCAUUAUUAUUUAGGUCAACUGAAGAAACGUCAUUCUUUCAUACUUUCAGACCCGCAACAUGCUCAUCACAAACAAAGCCAAACCAAACCAUUCCUUUUCUUUUUUCUUUAAAUUAAUCUACUUUCUUAGCACCUUCACAGCUCUUCAUAUACCCUCAGCAGCCUCAUAUAUAUAAAGACGUAAUUCAAUUGUCAAACUCACUUUCAAAACACAAGACAAAACAACUCACACUCCGAUUUCUUUACAAUCUUAUCAAAUGGGAUUCUCUAACCCUAUGAUCACCACCUUUCUCUUACUAUUCUCGCUAUUCGCUCUUGUUCCUAAUCCUUGUUUAGCCAAUUCAAGAAUACUUGCACUAGUUAAAGAAAAACCCCUUGUCCUAAAAUACCAUAAAGGUGCUCUUCUAAAGGGAAAUGUCACUGUUAAUCUUAUAUGGUAUGGAAAAUUCACUCCUGCUCAACGUUCAAUCAUCGUCGACUUCAUCCAAUCCCUUAGCCCCAAGAACAAGAAUAUCCAACCGCCGCCUUCCGCCGCAUCAUGGUGGCGCACCACCGAAGCAUACAAAGGUGGCCCUUCCGUUAUUACUCUAGGAAAACAAGUAUUUGACGAAAAAUACUCCAUCGGAAAAUUGUUAAAAGACCCUCAACUUGAAAUUUUGGCAUCUAAGGUAACUCAGGCCAACUCCAUCGCCGUCGUGUUGACGGCGGCGGACGUGGCGGUGGAAGACUUCUGUAUGAAUAGGUGUGGCAUGCACGGGUCAACUCAUGGUAAGAAAAAAGGGAGUAAAUUUGCGUAUGCUUGGGUGGGUAACUCCGCGAAUCAAUGUCCCGGUCAGUGCGCGUGGCCAUUUCAAAAGCCGAUUGUCGGGCCACAGACUACGCCGUUAGGUUCACCAAACGGAGACAUCGGAGUUGACGGAAUGGUUAUCAGUUUAGCGACUGUUUUGGCGGGAACCGUUACGAAUCCGUUUGAUGGCGGGUAUUUUCAGGGCCCAGCUAACGCGCCUUUAGAAUCUGUGUCUGCUUGCACGGGGAUAUUCGGGUCGGGUGCUUUUCCUGGAUUUCCGGGUAUGGUUUUGCUGGAUAAAAAGACGGGUGCUAGCUAUAAUGCGCCUGGAGUGAAUGGGCGUAAAUAUCUGCUUCCUGCUAUGUGGGACCCAAAAACGUCGUCGUGCAAGACACUCGUGUGAAAAUAUUGCCAUAAAAGGAAAGGAAAAAAGACAGAAAUUUUAUUAUCAUUUUGAAAUUUCAACAUUAAUUUGUUCAUUCGAUUUGGAAAUUGUGUUGUGUACAAUAAUCUCUUAACAAGUUUGUUUUCAAUUAAA
Messenger RNA from Nicotiana attenuata, 1478 nucleotides. RefSeq names its product protein EXORDIUM-like 2. The transcript has a single exon. Bases 411 to 1343 code for a protein of 310 amino acids. The record is from RefSeq and is a predicted model, not a curated record. Lineage: Eukaryota; Viridiplantae; Streptophyta; Magnoliopsida; Solanales; Solanaceae.